Messenger RNA from Phytophthora infestans T30-4, 543 nucleotides. RefSeq lists its product as uncharacterized. The transcript has a single exon. The record is from RefSeq and is a predicted model, not a curated record. NCBI's taxonomy places the organism in Eukaryota, Oomycota, Peronosporomycetes, Peronosporales, Peronosporaceae. Bases 1 to 531 code for a protein of 176 amino acids.
AUGCUAGGAGGAGGUGGCUCGAACAUCUUGCGGGGUGGUAAGCGCUCUUUUGAGUGCAAAACGCUUGUAGGGAACUUCGUGGAGGAGUCCUACCGUCCAGGCGCUGUGAAGGACGUUCGUGAUGGCGGUGCCAGUUACACCAGUAACACACGCAUCCAGAUGCAGGAAGGAGCGCGUAUCAAGGUGCAGGAGUUCGGUGCAGGACUUCGCAAUGCCAACGACACAUCUAAUUACAACUACAGUGAGCUUGUUGGGGCGAACAAGACGAGAGGCUCCGGCACGUGGCAAUCGAUUUCACAGUCGGCAUACAACAAUUCCAGCAAGCCCACGGAGUUCGCAGCACCACGAGAGAUGAAGGGGCGAACGAUGCGGGGCGAAGAACUCCAGAAGCACCGAGAGCGUUGGACCAAUGAAAGCGAAGCACUCGUCAAGACCCGCUACGUUACAGACGCUUCUGUAUCGAUGGACCCCGUCGUGAAUCCGCAAUUCCGCAAAGAGCUUUGCAAGCCGAUACAACCCACGUUUAAGUAGUUAGGAGCCCAU